AUUGAACACAUUGGUACAAGCAUUGGAGGGGAAAUUGGGUGCUAUUGAACUAUGGGCUUCCAAGGUUUCUGGUUUUCGUUCUUUAAGUAGGAGACAGCAUAAUUUUGUGAAGCUGGAUUCAGAGGGAGAUGGACUGGAAAUGGAUCCCUCGCUGAAAAAUGAAGACUUACCAGGUUCGUUGAGAGAGCAAAAACAGUAUUCGAAGAAGCAGUGCAGCUCGUUGCAUAGCGAGACACAUGCAUUCUGGUCAGAUCAGCAGAAGCAUCUUUUAUGUGCACCUGAGAACUUGUCAAAAGGUGCGAAAGAAGAAGCUCCUGCCACUAAUGGAUAUCACUUUGAUCUAGAUUGCAACAGCUUGUCCAAUGAGUGCGGAAAAAAAGCAAAUGAGACCUCCACAUCCAUAGCUAUACAAGAGAUGAAUGAUGAUUUAAAAGUACCUACAGAAAGAGAUGGAGUUAUUUUAGUCUGUGAUUCUGGAUCCUCAGUUUCUCUUGCUACAGAAAAAUAUCUCCAUUUAUUAUCUGAUGAUGCAACCAACUCUUAUGCUUCAAAUCACAGUAGUGGCAAGAAGUUAUUUGGCGUUGAUCUUUCCAUGUGCUCACUUCGUGUUCGUCAAAAUGGAACACUUGACACUAAUAAGGAUUCCCCGAGCAGCAAAAUGUCUGAACAAAAGCUCGCCUACCAUGUCGACCCGCUAAAUUUUGGGUCAAUUGUUUCGGGAAGGCUGUGGUGCAAUAAAUUGGCGAUAUUCCCUAAAGGAUUUAGAAGCCGUGUUAAGUUCUUUGAUGUGCUCAAUCCUGUGACAAUUAGUAGCUAUAUAUGUGAGAUCUUGGAUGGUGGGCUCCUUGGACCUCUAUUCAAGGUUAGCUUAGAAGAGCAUCCAGAUGAGAGUUUUGUUUGUUCUUCAGCUCAAAAAUGCUGGGAAAUGGUUUUGCAGAGAGUCAAUAAAGAAAUCACAACAAAAAGAAAUCUAGGAAAACAAGAUCUUCCACCAUUGCAACCUGAAGAAAGUAUCGACGGGCACAAAAUGUUUGGGUUACUCUGCCCACACAUAGUUCAGUCCAUUGAAGCUCUUGAUGAAAACCAUCAAUGCCUGGAGUACUGGAACAAGCAGCUAAAACUCAAUGACGGGUGUGAAAAUGUCAAAGGGUCUUCAGGUUUAUGGAAGUCUGUUGACGUUCAGGAGCAGCCUCUCGUGUCAAGAUAUGCUGUGGUAAAAACAGGCCAGGGGUCGGGAGGCAAGUUGGCUGCGGAUGAGCAGCAGCAGCAAGCUAAUUCAGUAGGAAGUAGCGGAAAUCAUUCAUCUGACAAUGAGUUGCAGUUAGUACUUAGGAAACUUUUGAGUAAAGCUGAUCCUGAAGAACUGAAAAUAAUGCACAAGAUCUUGUGCAGCGGGUCAACUAGCCCCGAGUGGAGAGUAGCAUUAGCAACAUUGACUCAAGAGAUCCAAAGGAACAUGUAAAUCCCUACAAUUUUGGGAUCUCUUUUUAGCUCAGUAGGGGUUAUCGACAGCUUAAUUCUUUCGAAUAUUAGCAUAAGGAAGGGAGGAAUGUGAGGAUGAGUCGCGCAUGAGAUAUGUUAGUUGAACUUGCUCAUGUUAUAGAAGUAAGUUUUUGCUUUUGAA
This is a messenger RNA of Nicotiana tabacum (common tobacco), 1624 nucleotides long. NCBI's taxonomy places the organism in Eukaryota, Viridiplantae, Streptophyta, Magnoliopsida, Solanales, Solanaceae. The record is from RefSeq and is a predicted model, not a curated record.